Ostreococcus tauri is the source of this 1614-nucleotide messenger RNA. RefSeq names its product Basic-leucine zipper domain. The coding region runs from base 1 to 1614 and encodes 537 amino acids. Gene Ontology annotation, biological process: regulation of DNA-templated transcription. Gene Ontology annotation, molecular function: DNA-binding transcription factor activity. NCBI's taxonomy places the organism in Eukaryota, Viridiplantae, Chlorophyta, Mamiellophyceae, Mamiellales, Bathycoccaceae. The record is from RefSeq and is a predicted model, not a curated record. The transcript has a single exon.
AUGACGCCCUCGACGCGGCCGUCGACGCCGGACUUGACGACGACCGAGGUCACGAUGCUCGCGAGCGCUCGAACGACCCCGGAGAUGAAGAAAAAGACGCGCGAUCGCGAACGCGCCGUCGUCUCGGAAGAUGAAAGAAAUUCUAAAAUAUUCUUCGAUGAACUUCCCACGCCGUCGACGAGUGAAGCACGGGCUGAGGCGAGCGAGAAGCCCGUGGGGUGGACGAGUGGGAGCGAUUGCACUGAUACGCCGUGGGAAGACGGCGAGUCGGCGGCGGCGGUGGAGGUUGCGGCGAUGGAUUCGUUUUUGGAGAACCUGGUUGACUUGCCGGUGGACGGCUUGGUCGGAGACGCAGGGUUCUUGGAGGAUUGUUUCGGUGCUCUGAGUGGUGAGGAGAGGUCCCAGCAAGAGUUGAGUGCGUGCGGGCUCGUCAAAAACGGAGAGCGAUGGGAGGACGGAGCGUCAUCGUCGAGGGCAACCGCGUCUGGAAAGGACGUCACGCCGACGGCUUUGGGUGAGACUGAGGAAGAGCGGCGAAAGAGACUCGAUCGCAACAGAGAGAGCGCGCAGAAUAGUCGCGCGAGGAAGAAAGAGUACGUUUCAGACCUUGAGAAACGCGCGAGGGCGCUCGAACAGCAGAACAUGGAGUUGCAGACGAUGGUGAUCAAUCUCACAAACGAGAACCACGCGUUGCGAGUGAAUUUGCAAAGCGCCGGGUACUCUGUGCCAGCUAUGAUGGUGCCAUGCGUGUACCAAACAAUGACGCCGAAAAUUCCACUCCCACCGAUGAACGUACAAGACACCGAAUUGACGGACCCACCGUCGCCAGUGCCGCUUGAGAAAAAGCCCGCGAAGCGUCGAAGACAGACCGUGGUGGCUUCCGCGACGGCGGCUAUGCUUGGCGUCAUGUCGGUCGUCGGUCUGGUGUCACGCGACGCUGCUCCUACGAACAGAGUUCCCGAGCACUCGGUCAGCCGACGUUUGUUGGCCCUCUCGGGAUCUCCGGUGGAGGAACACUUGGUCAAAGUUGGGAUCAACGUCACGUCCCUUCGCGAGGAAAUGGUAAAGAACGACGACGAACGUUCUUUCGCGUUGCCAGACAGCACCUCGUCGGGAGAGGUUUCGCUUUGGGGCGACAUCACAUCGGAUGGUCGCGUCGUUAACGUGCUCAAGCCAACGGACGCAAAAGACCCGUGGUUCAGCGCUUUCAAUGCGGCAGGGAUGCAGAACCAUGUGAACCUCUUGAGCCGAGUUUCUUGCACGGAGUUGUUCAAAUUUACGGGCGCAAACGAAGGUGGCGUCGUUGCUGCAAGGGAAGCGGAGACGAGUGCGUGGAAAGAUGAGGAGUCACGACAAAAGAUGGAGCGUAAGAAGUACACCGGGGCCAUUCCGAUGCUGAGCGGCAAAGAAAACUCAACGAGCUUUUCCGAUGGAGGUCACGAAGAGAUAGACGGAAAUUCGCUCGUCAGCGUGCUUCUGCCGCCGCCUAUCGAGGGCGUGAUGCAGCAACUCAGUAAACUCUUCGUCGUAACGUACAACAAAAGAACGGCGGAUUACACAACGCACUCCUGUUUGAUGCCUCAACCGAUGACGACGGCACACCGUCACAUGUGA